Messenger RNA from Solea solea (common sole), 1790 nucleotides. It is a transcript of the gene ackr5, whose product is annotated as G protein-coupled receptor 182. The record is from RefSeq and is a predicted model, not a curated record. Gene Ontology annotation, cellular component: membrane. Gene Ontology annotation, biological process: G protein-coupled receptor signaling pathway. Lineage: Eukaryota; Metazoa; Chordata; Actinopteri; Pleuronectiformes; Soleidae. Gene Ontology annotation, molecular function: G protein-coupled receptor activity. The coding region runs from base 163 to 1233 and encodes 356 amino acids. The transcript has 2 exons.
AGGCUGCUUGAUUGCUCACAAAGUCUUCAACAUACAAGCUCGAAGGACUCUUCUUACGUCUACAGGCUUCACACACGCGCAAGACUCUCAAGAGGACAAUAAGGCCUCAGACAGGACCUGCCCCCCCCUCUUCUCCAUCACCUUCAUCAACACUACGAGACCAUGAGCCUUCAGGAGCCCAACCACACAAACUCCUGGAAUGGCACACCGUGGUUUAUCCACGAGUGCACCAUCGAGCUGGACUCUAAUUACAGGCGCAUCGCCCUCUUCUUGAUCUACCUGUUCAUCUUCAUGGUGGGCCUGCUGGAGAACGCCCUGGUCAUCUGGGUGAACUGGCGUCGACGACAUUCCGCCAACGGGGUUCUCUUCUGUGUCAUCAACAUGAGCCUGUCGGACAUGAUGGUGAUUGUGAUUCAGCCGUUCUUCAUGAUGGAGGUGACCAUGAACGAGGUUUGGCUGUGGGGCCGCUUCCUCUGCAAGGUCACACACCUCAUCUACAUGAUCAACUUCUACAGCAGCACCUUCUUCCUGGCCUUCAUGACCAUGGAGCGCUAUCUGUCGCUGACCAGACCUUCAUCUCCAGCCCUGUUCCCUGUGGCAGGCCGGCGGCGUUGGCUGCUCUGCGGAGGCCUAUGGGUGUUUUCUUUUUUCAUGGCUCUGAUUGAGAAUGUCCAUGUGGAUCUUCUGGAGUGGGAUGAACCUGGCUGUUACAUGAUGCCAGAAUACCACUACAUCGAAUGGUAUGUCUCUGUGACUUUUCUUUGCAGCAUCUUCCAGUUUUUGCUCCCCGCCACUGUCAUCAUCACGUGUAACGUGCUGAUCGCUCGAGCGGUUCAGACUGCUCCAGACGUGCAGGGCCGACGAGACGUGUGGCUGGUGCAUGUCUACUCCCUGGUGUUUGUCAUGUGCUGGCUGCCAUACCACCUGGUCAUGUUACUGCUGAACAUAGACGACCUUAACCCCCUCAUAUUAAGCUGCAACGCAUUUGAAGUCCUCUACUUCUCUUUCAGCGUAGUGCAGAGUCUGACUCUUUUCCACUGCAUUGCCAAUCCCAUCCUCUACAACUUCUUAAGCAAGAGCUUUCGCAACAACCUGAUCAACACGGUGGUGACCUACAUACCCAGAGAGCGGGCCGUGGACCAGCCCAAUUCUCUCAAUGGAGGUGGUACAGACCUAGGGAAGCAGCGCAAGUUAAGUAAUGCCAGUACAAGCCAGUCUGAUGUUGCAUCAUAAAGAAGAAAAUGAGAUAAGAAUAGAGAAAGCUUCAGGAGGAAGACACUUUCUAAAGGGAAGAUUUGACAGAACUGAAUUAGUUCUAGUGCUUCUGAAAACAAGAGGCAAAUGUUGUUGUGCAAUGUAUCUGUGUCGUAAGCUCAUUGUGCUGUAUGUUAUGCAACACCACCACGACACCUUCCUCUCAUAAUCCCUUUCCUGUUUUCUUUCCAUGUAUCUCAUCACAGUUUGAAACAGAGGAAGGCAGGAAAUGUUUGACUUCUGCUUUCUUCUCAAAACUUGCUCAUCUCCCAUAGGAAAACAUGGCAGCCUCUGAAAUGUGAUGGCACGGGGGGGGGGGGGAAGCAGUGCCACACAAGGAAUGUGUGUAAACAAAUCUACUUCCUGUACGUCCUAAUAUCCCUACUAACAUUUAUGCAAAUGUGAAAUCUAACUAAAUGGGCCAGAGUCUAAUUUCAUACCUGUGCCUGAAUGCUGCCGUGGUCUUUGUGCUGUGUUAAAAUGCAAUUAAACUCCCUCAAACACUACUUGUGUCCAUUUGAGUAGGAAAAAUGUGA